UUUGCACUCUCCUGAAUGUUUGCCCUAAAUAUAUUAAAAAAGAACAAUAAAAAUAAAGUGAAAAUAUUAAAAUGUGUUAAAAUGUGUCUCUGAUUUUCUUUCCCCACUAUCUUGUUACCCUAAUAUCUGUUGUCAGAGCAGUAAACAAGAGUUUCUGAAAGUUCUUUUUUUUACUAGUAGGGGCCAGGUGAAGAACUUCUCCAGCCAUUUUUUUUCUUCUUGCCAAUUAUGCUGGCUUGUGUCACGUGGCUUUGCACGUAACUCACAACCACGCCCAGCCUAUAAAAACGCUACUUCCUGCCUGGUUUCAGGAGGAGCGCAGCCUCAUGGAAGUCGGUAGUAGUUCAUGUAGUUUGAGAGACACAUUAUUUUAAUGUGAAACGUAUUCUUUGUCGUUUAGCAAAAGCAAUAAAGUAGCAAAAGUGCUUCAGGUCUAAAAGAAAGUAGAAUGUUCCCGCCUAAUUUUGCUUGGGGAGCCGCAACGGCGGCAUAUCAAAUAGAAGGUGGAUGGCAGGCAGAUGAGAAGGGACUCAGUAUCUGGGACACCUUUUGCCACGAGAAAGGCAGAGUGUUUGGAGAGCAGAAUGGAGAUGUGGCCUGUAACAGCUAUGAGCUGUGGGAGAAAGACCUGGCCUGCAUUCGGCAGCUUGGACUGAGCCACUAUCGCCUGUCUCUGUCCUGGGCCCGCAUCCUGCCUGACGGGACCACGAAGCACGUCAAUCUAAAAGGUGUGGAGUACUACAACAAAGUGAUUGACGAUUUGCUGGCCUCUAACGUCUCCCCCAUGGUCACUCUGUACCACUUUGACCUGCCGCAAGCUCUCCAAGACAAGGGCGGCUGGUUAUCACCCAGCAUAGCUACUUUAUUUGACAACUACGCAAAGUUUUGUUUCCAAACUUUUGGAGAUCGAGUCAAACUUUGGAUCACAAUCAACGAGCCGUAUGUGUGUGCCAAACUGGGCCACGAAGACGGCAUCCACGCCCCAGGGUUAAAGGAAAAAGGCACCGCCGCUUACGUGGUGGGGCACAACAUGCUCCGUGCUCAUGCCAUGGCGUGGCACAGCUACAAUUUGGGGUACAGAGCGAAGCAGGGAGGCGGUGUGUCGCUGGCGCUCAACAGCGACUGGUUCGAGCCACUGGACGGAGGCAGCAGUGAGGAUGUUGCCGCCGCCGAGCGUGCGCUCGCAUUCACACUGGGAUGGUUUGCUUGGCCUGUAUUUGUUACCGGAGAUUAUCCAGAGAGGAUGAGAUGUGCCAUCGACGCACAGAGCUCCAGAUUGGGAUAUGCCGGUACAUCAAGGCUGCCAAAGUUCUCAGAGGAUGACCCUGCUGUUUUGGGAACAGCAGAUUUCUUUGCGCUGAACUACUAUACGUCCCGCAAAGUCAAAGCAGGGGGAGGUGGAGAGCAGACGCUCAGCAUGAAGUGUGACCGAGAUGCAGAAGAUGUUUUAGACCCUUCCUGGCCUGUUUGUGGGGUUUCCUGGCUGGCUGUUGUUCCACAUGGCUUAAGAAAACUUCUUCAAUACAUCAAGGACACCUUCAGCAACCCCCCAGUCUACAUCACAGAGAACGGCUUUGCUCAGGCCGGGCCGCUGCAGAUCGAGGACGUUCAGCGCUGCGAGUUUUACAAGAGCACCAUCUCGGAAGUGGCCAAAGCCAUAAAUGAAGACGGGGUCAACGUCUGUGGAUAUUUUGCCUGGUCACUGAUGGACAACUUUGAAUGGGCUGAUGGCUUCAGUGUUCGUUUUGGACUUUUCCACGUGGACUUCUCCGAUGCAAAAUUGAGUCGAACCAUGUACAGAUCGGGAAGGGAAUAUGCCCGCACUAUUUCAGCUCACAGAUCUGGGAAAUGAACAUGAGAGUAAAAGACAAAGGAGAUUUAUUAUGGAAGUAUAUGGUUUUAUACUAACUUUACAAAACCUGACACUGUUUGGAAUGUUUUUGUGAUGGACAAAUGGAUGGAUGGCGAAACAAAAACCUAAUAAACAUUGCAUUUAUGGAUGGAUGGACAAAUGGACGGAUGGAUGGAUGGAUGGAUGGCAGGCAAAGUAAAACCUAAUAAACGUUGGUUGGACAGAUGGAUGGAUGGAUGGUGGAGUAAAAAUCUAAUAAACAUCGGAUGGACGGAUGGAUGGAUGGAUGGGAAAGUAAAAACAUUGCAAAACAUUAGAUGGAUGGAUAGAUGGAUGGA
Messenger RNA from Oryzias melastigma (Indian medaka), 2190 nucleotides. RefSeq names its product glucosidase, beta, acid 3 (gene gba3). Gene Ontology annotation, molecular function: hydrolase activity, hydrolyzing O-glycosyl compounds. The record is from RefSeq and is a predicted model, not a curated record. NCBI's taxonomy places the organism in Eukaryota, Metazoa, Chordata, Actinopteri, Beloniformes, Adrianichthyidae. The transcript has 5 exons. Gene Ontology annotation, biological process: carbohydrate metabolic process. The coding region runs from base 449 to 1852 and encodes 467 amino acids.